This is a messenger RNA of Fomitopsis serialis, 1657 nucleotides long. RefSeq lists its product as uncharacterized. NCBI's taxonomy places the organism in Eukaryota, Fungi, Basidiomycota, Agaricomycetes, Polyporales, Fomitopsidaceae. The record is from RefSeq and is a predicted model, not a curated record. The transcript has 5 exons. The coding region runs from base 79 to 1452 and encodes 457 amino acids.
GUCUCUUGGACUGGUCCCACCACCGCCCGCCGUCUACAUAACCACCGCCUUCUCUGCAGUCGCCCGCGACGUCCAGCUAUGGGCAAAUGGACACUAGGUCACCAUGACGAGGUACUGCAAACCAAAAUGAAGAAUCUGGUAACUGGGGCCGUCAAGCGAAUCAAUCGGGAAAGCGGCGAACCUCCAAUCAGCUAUGAGACCUUCGUGGAAGAACUGGAUGAGGGCGAUUCUUUCACAGCAACGCUGGUCGAUGUCCUUGUCAAGGAAAUGGCCGACCGACGUACUCGGACUAGCUUUCUCGACCGCCGACUUAUCUCUGAGCAUACGGCAAAGUCGCUUCGAAUGCAAGCGGCUCCACUACACGUUUACUCCAGUCGUCGACACAAUGGUCGCUUCAGGUCUGGGUAUACUGUCACCGAUAUAGUGGCCGAGAUCACAGACGAGGAAGACGAACCUGCGGAUGCUCGUGACUCGCAGCAUGCUGACGCACUCUGGGACGGCGAGGGCGCCCGUCUCAACACCGAGUUGUAUGAGGCGUACGUACCUACUUCGUAUGUUGCGCCUUCGUAUGGCCGGUCCCCUCAACUUCUGGACAGACUGAGGCCUUCCAAUGCGACACCACUAGCUACGGGGGACUCCGACGUAGGGGAACCAAUUGUCCUGCCCAUCAGUCCUCGAUCUAUCUCCCCGCCUUUACGGUCUUUGUCCCACCGCUCAGGAUCGCGUUCACAUGGCACGGGUAUCGGCGCAAGUUUGUCCAGGAGCGAUUCAAUACGUCGCCCAGCGCGUUCGCGCACUGUUGACUUCAACGAGUUCACGUCGCGUCGUCGGUCGUCUAUGCGACAAACCUCGCAAGACCAGCCGCAAGUAAGAGCUGAACCGGAAGAAUCUACCGAUGGGACUUGGCGGUUUAGGCUCAGCAGAGGUGGCUCACUGCGGGACGGGCAGCCCCCUCUGGCAUCGACCUCUAGUGUUCACACUCGAGCCGUCGUGCCUGCUCAUUACCUCUCUCGGCCAGAAGUCGCAGGGAGCCUUCCUUGGGCUGCAGACACCUCUGAGGAACCCUCAGACAGCAAUGCAGAUCUGCCCAGUGCUGCCUCUCCGUCGUCCAGUGGACCAAGCUCGUCGCAGACCUGGUUUGCACUGACGGCUGGUCAGUCGACUGCACCUGCAGACGAGGCCAACUCUCACACGACUCGCCGGUCGAGUAUAUCGGACAUCAACGAGGCAAGACGUCAGGUCAUUGCUCCUCGUCUCCGGCGUGGGGGUGUACGCCCACCUGAAACCCUUCUCUCUCGACCUGAUGUGGGCGACGUCGCUCGAGAAAUGUUUGUAAGCCUUAUGGGCGUGCAGGGGGAGCCGGAGGAAGGGAGUACCUCGCAGCUACCCACCCCUCGGUCGGCGACACCCAUACCUGAUCCAGUGGAAGCGCGCGAAAAUCUUUGGCAAUAGGCGCAAGGUCCCGUCUUCAUAGGUUGCCGGUUCCAUGGACUAAUCGUAUAUGUCUCCGAGUCUUCAUGUAUACAUUGCAUUGCCGCCUAUUGCUCCCGCUUGUGUAUGUAAAACGCUUGUGCAUUUGCGUACUGCCUCCAAUGCGUACGUCUUAUGAAAAUCUACUCUUAAUUGUUGCUAUGAUCCAUCUUUGGUAUCGCUGAUA